Molecule: messenger RNA, 1283 nt
Organism: Anopheles coustani
Lineage: Eukaryota; Metazoa; Arthropoda; Insecta; Diptera; Culicidae
Product: corepressor interacting with RBPJ 1
Exons: 3
Coding region: 77-1099 (340 amino acids)
Biological process (GO): negative regulation of DNA-templated transcription
Cellular component (GO): nucleus
Molecular function (GO): transcription corepressor activity
Source: RefSeq, a predicted model, not a curated record
CAAAACAGUCGAAAAAGCAACUAGAAACUGCGUAUCUUUUCGAUUCAAUCCUCUUAAAUCGCAAUUAUCAGUCAAAAUGGGUAAAGGAUUCAAUAAUUACAUGUGCAAAAAGUUCUUCCAUCCUGCCUCAAGGGAUAACUUGAAACGGGUAUGGAUGGCGGAGCAGCAGGCGGAAGCAUACAAAAAGAAGCAGGAAGAACUGCGAAACCAAUAUGAAAAGGAACAGGAACUACACGACAACAAAGCGAUGCUCAGCAGGGAUAGCAAGGACAAGCUGAGCGUCAAUUUCAUGUACGAGCUGCCCCCGGGCAUGAAGAAGGAACGCGAACAGGAAUCGAACGAAUCCGAGUACAAGUUCGAGUGGCAGCGCAAAUACAAUGCCCCCCGCGAAAGCUACUGCAAGGGAGACACAGAAAUCCGCGAUCAACCGUUCGGUAUCCAGGUGCGUAAUGUACGCUGCAUUAAAUGUCACAAAUGGGGACACAUCAACACGGACAAAGAGUGCACCAUGUACAGCCUUUCGAUGAGCGAAGCGAAGAAAAUCCAUUCUGAAGCAGAGGCCAAUCAGGUACUGUCCAAAGGAGAGCUGGAGCAGCAACUGCGCGACGACGGUCUAGCAAUGAAACGAUCCGCGCAGGAGCUCGUCACAUCCCACAAGCUCGUAACAGACCCGGAAGUGGAGCAAGCAGAUCCCGAAACAGAAUUCAUACGCUCGCUGACCAAAAAGCAAAAAAAGAAGCUGCUAAAAAAACUGGAAAAGAUCGAAAAGAAACAACGUGCGUCGAAGAAGAAGCACAAACGACGAUCUAGUAGCUCGAGCAGCGAAAGCAGUAAUUCGUCCUCGUCCGAUUCGGAGGACUCUGGUGCGGUUAUGCAGUCAACGAAAAAGAAGAGCAAAAAACAAACCACGCAUAAAUCAGACAACCGGCACGACGGCCGCAGAGAACCCCGCGAAAAAGGUAACGAACGCAGGGAAAAGUAUCGACAUCGCAGUCGAUCCCGCUCACCGUACGGCGGUGCGUCGCGCAGUAACGAGGCGAAGCACAGUAAGCGUAGAGAUCGUUCUGCGAGCCCGCGCCGGGAUCGAAGCAGGCGUUAGAAGACGCCAUAUCCCCAUAUACCCCAUAUCAACUGGAAGACACUGGCUCACGGACCAUGAAUAUUAUCCCACACCAAAUGCUGUGCCCUAACGGAGAACUAAUUUGCAAAAACCUUUUUUUAAGACUUUAGUUUAUUGAAAAAAUUUUAAACUUCGCUCAACAUAUCGUAUCAAUAGAGCCCGA